AUGGCCCCUGGUUCCAUAAGUAAUAUUUCUAAAUUGAAAGCAUUAAAAUGUGUUGAGAUCUCUGGUAAAAAGAUCUCUAGAGUAAUAACCGAACUUGAGAACUAUGGGGUUAGAGAUUUGAGAAUCAAUGAGUUGGCUAUUCGAAUUGGUGAGUAUGAUAUUAAUGGUUUGCAACGGUUGGAGGAAUGUUUUAACUUAGAGAGCUUAGACACGUUUCAAUUUGAAACAAAGUACUGUAAACUACCAGAUACUCUGGAGAGGGAUCUUAAAGGGUUUUUUUCUAGGUUGGUAAAUGUCAAGAAUCUAUAUCUAUCACCAGAAAUUCUUGCAUUUGCGAAUAUAAUGGGUGAGUUCAAGCCAAAUACACUUGAAAUGUUUGCAUUUAAACAAACCUCUCACGAUUUGGAUUCUAUAUAUCAUGAAUUGGAAAAACAUUUAAGGAACCAGGAGGCUUCAAUAGUGGCUAUUCGAACAGGGGGAUAUCAUCCAUUACUUUAUUUCAAGGAUGCAUUUGAAUGUGUCUUCGAGGUUCAUUGGAAGGUGGAUGUUGAUUUGAUUAGAUACAUGAAAGAAAACUCCAGUAGAUACCCAAAGUUGAAACAUUUGAUUAUUGGAAACAACUACUGCUUUAUAGAAAGAUAUGGAAAAGAAGUUGUCAAUAUAAAGAGACUUGGUUAG
Messenger RNA from Spathaspora passalidarum NRRL Y-27907, 678 nucleotides. RefSeq lists its product as uncharacterized. Lineage: Eukaryota; Fungi; Ascomycota; Pichiomycetes; Serinales; Debaryomycetaceae. The transcript has a single exon. The record is from RefSeq and is a predicted model, not a curated record. Bases 1 to 678 code for a protein of 225 amino acids.